This is a messenger RNA of Periconia digitata, 199 nucleotides long. The record is from the annotation of a GenBank genome assembly. Lineage: Eukaryota; Fungi; Ascomycota; Dothideomycetes; Pleosporales; Periconiaceae.
AUCAAUAGGGGGACUUAAAUGUGUAAACCACGCAACCCAUGUGUUCUUUUGCUCGCGGUGUACAAAUGCAAAUUCGACUGGAAAGCGAUGUACCAACUGUGGAGAUAUACGAAAGGAAACUUCAAUUAAAAUUUCCACUUGAUCAGAAUCGUGUGUAUCCUUAGCCCUGCUGUGGAGAACAUGCGUCCCAGCUUUGGGC